AAUGAAAAACCCGGAUAUAUAAUCUCUCCCUAUAUAUUCUGCAUGCAUUGAGGUAGCCUCAACCCCCCCAGGGACCCGAUCCAGUGGAGCUUCUUUCAUACAACUGCUACUCGAAGGGGCAGUUUGGCGUAAUAGCAGUCAAGAUCGGGAGAACAUAAGAUGGUGGAGAAAACAAGAGCAGAGGACACCAAGGUUAUUCUAAUGGGAAAAAAGGAGCAAAUGAUACCAAGACAAGCUCAUAACAGAGAUCUAAUCGCCAGACGUGUACGGAUGAAAACACAGUGAGAUGAGUCAGAAAACGGUUAAGGAGGGCCCCAGACUCUCCAAGAACCAGAAGUUUUCGGAGCACUUCAGCAUACAUUGCUGCCCGCCAUUCACCUUCCUCAACUCCAAACGGGAGAUCGUGGAUCGGAAGUACAGCAUCUGUAAAAGUGGCUGCUUCUACCAGAAGAAGGAAGAGGACUGGAUCUGCUGUGCCUGCCAGAAGACCAGCACCAGCCGCCGGGCAACGUCCCCUCAGAGGCCCAAGCAACAGCCAGCGGCACCCCCCGCGGUGGUCAGAGCACCGGCCAAGCCACGGUCCCCUCCGAGGUCCGAGCGUCAACCGCGCCCCCGCCCAGAGGUCCGACCACCACCAGCCAAGCAGCGCCCCCCUCAGAAGUCCAAGCAGCCGCCGCGCAGCAGCCCCCACAGAGGGCCGGGCACCAGCCGUGGGGGGUCCCCCAUCAAAGCUUCUAGAUUGAAAAAGAGGAGCAAGCCGACCCCACGGAAGAAGUGAGGGGGCAGUUUCAAGCGAAUGGACCACCUCAGCACCCGGACUCACUGCUUCUUGACCCCCGUGCCCUUGGGCAAGUUAUCUGGCUUCCAGUAGGAUGCAGGGACAGACACCGGCUGAUGUGGCAACAGCUGAUGCCCACAGGCCCCUCGGUGCGGGGGCCGCCUGGAGCCUUGUGAAGAUGUCAUCCUACUGUCUUCUGACGGCCAAUGGGAAAUACGUUGUCAGUCUGCCUGUCCUUCCAUUGACUCAAGUUUCUUCAAUUUGAAGAUACAUAUCUUUCUUCAGGGAUGCAUGAAAAAAAAAAAAAGAGAGAGAUUGUUGUAUAACCAUCAUAAUGGCAAAAAUUAAAAAUUAUCAAGUGUUUGCAAAGAUUUGGGGAAAAUUCCGAUAAGCCAUUGAUGAAAAUUUAUAAACUAUCGUGGUACUUCUGGGGUGCAAUCUGGGGAUGCUAGCAAAACAGGAUAUUGUAUAACUUAUGACCAAGCAAUUAUUUUAAAAAAGCAAUUAUAAUUUUAGGUACUGAUCCUGGAGAAAACUUGCAUUUAUAGGAAAAGGAGGCACACAUACAGCUGUUCAGCAAAGCCUUGUUUGCCAUUGG
Leopardus geoffroyi (Geoffroy's cat) is the source of this 1376-nucleotide messenger RNA. It is a transcript of the gene MOBP, whose product is annotated as myelin associated oligodendrocyte basic protein. NCBI's taxonomy places the organism in Eukaryota, Metazoa, Chordata, Mammalia, Carnivora, Felidae. Bases 287 to 778 code for a protein of 163 amino acids. The record is from RefSeq and is a predicted model, not a curated record. Gene Ontology annotation, molecular function: myosin binding; actin binding. Gene Ontology annotation, cellular component: cortical actin cytoskeleton. The transcript has 8 exons.